This is a messenger RNA of Salvelinus sp. IW2-2015, 1505 nucleotides long. It is a transcript of the gene dync2li1, whose product is annotated as dynein, cytoplasmic 2, light intermediate chain 1. The record is from RefSeq and is a predicted model, not a curated record. Lineage: Eukaryota; Metazoa; Chordata; Actinopteri; Salmoniformes; Salmonidae. Gene Ontology annotation, molecular function: dynein heavy chain binding. Gene Ontology annotation, cellular component: ciliary basal body; cytoplasmic dynein complex; axoneme. Gene Ontology annotation, biological process: intraciliary retrograde transport; intraciliary transport involved in cilium assembly.
UGCGACGUUGCCCAGCGCAACGUUUACCGAUCCGAGGCGACUGAUAUGUAAACGUCAAGCUAGACCUUCAUAUUUUCAAACAACGGGGCAAUCAAACUCAAGUCUUUACAUUUAAUUUAAAGGUAGUCAAUGCCAAAAAUYAGUAGUGACACGCUAUGGGAGUUGGCCUCUGCGGAGGUUCAGAGUCGGGAGGACCGGACAGGAGGGGAGGAGGAUGGCGGAGUUGAUCCAGGGUCACUCAACGAGAGAACCGUGUUCUUCAUUGGGAAUAAAGCAGGGGGUAAAACUACAAUUUUGCUCCGGUGCCUCGACAGGGAUGAACCUCCUAAACCAACUCUAGCGUUGGAGUACACCUUUGGUAGACGGGCGCGAGGACACAACACUCCCAAAGACAUAGCUCACCUGUGGGAGCUGGGAGGAGGUACCUCCCUGUCAGACCUGGUUCAGAUCCCCAUCACUGCUCAGAAUGUUAGGUCUCUGUCUGUGGUGCUGGUUCUGGACCUGUCCAAGCCCAAUGCUCUAUGGGGAACCAUGGAGAGGCUGCUUCAGACAACACGGACCCAGGUGGAGAAAGCUUGCUCCAAGCCACAAAGGACACUAGAGUCCAAAGCUGGGUCCAAGCAGCAGGCCCAGAACAGACCCCUAAUGGUCCUCCCUAAAGACCACCCGGACAGAGAGCUGAUCAACCCCUUCCCUGUUCCACUGCUGAUUAUUGGCAGCAAGUUUGAUAUAUUUCAGGACUUUGACUCGGAGAAGAGGAAAGUGAUCUGCAAGACCCUUCGGUUUAUUUCUCAUUACUACGCAGCUUCUUUAAUUUUUACCAGCAGCAAGUCUGAGAGCUUGAUGUCCAAAACUAAGAGCUUAUUCACACAACUAGGAUUCGGGACAGAGAAGGGGAAAUCUAUGUCCUCUGACCUCAGUAAGCCUCUAAUCAUUCCUGCUGGGAUGGACUCUCUCAGCCAGAUAGGUUCUCCCCCAACCACAGAUGUGGACAUUGGGACUCUUCAUGCUAAAAACCCUCUAGAUCUGUGGAAGAAAGUGUUUGAGGUCGUUUUCCCUCCUGAGAACACCAGUGACCACCACAGAGAGCUGAAGGACCCAGCAAAGGACCCCCAGUAUAGUGAGCCCCAGAUUGACUCCAUGAGGGCCCAGAAAGACACGGAACUGGAUCAGUACAAGAGAAACGCGUCCAAGUCUUGGAAAGGCCUGGAACUGGAGACCUAAUUUAAUGGACUCAUCAGCUCUCUCAUCCAAUGAGAUCAAAACAACAGAAUGUUCUAAAGCAACGGCAGACUUCAGCCAUGGCAGAUACCUAUCCAGUCUUUUAAUAAACUGUACAGACUUCAGCCAUGGCAGAUACCUAUCCAGUCUUUUAAUAAACUGUACAGACUUCAGCCAUGGCAGAUACCUAUCCAGUCUUUAAUAAACUGUACAGACUUCAGCCAUAAGGGAUAGGCAGAUACCUAUCCAGUCUUUUAAUAAACUGUACAGACUUCAUUAUCAUA